AUGGACGAACACCGUGAGAGGGGAAUAAUACGAAGGCUCGCAGGCACAACUUCGUCGAUCGACCGUGAGAAGGUUCAUAUCCGGGGUUCGACUAGACCGAAGAACAAAGGGAGAAGCAGCGAGGCAGUUGUGACCUCGGACGAGAAGAAAGAGACGAAGCAGUGGGGAAAGGGGAUUUUAGUGUUGCUUCAUCGAUCUGCUACAGUCGUUGAUGAGGGAAGGCAGGGGCGAUCAUCUCCGGUGGUGCUUCUAGGUGUGCACUGGCCAAUCAGGAAGAAGAAAGGGGAAGGCAUCAACGAUUUACAGAGGGUGUUUGGUGGUACUCGACAGGAAAGAAGGAAGAAAAGAGGUUACUUCCUUGUUUCCACCGGAAAUCAACACACCUCAGAUGUGUUUCUUGGCAGCAAUUUGGAGAAUGAAGCAAAAGAAGGGAAAGGAGAGGUAUUGCCUCUUUCUCCUGUGAUCCGAAGGGUUGUAGACGGUGGCAGCCACCGGUUCUUCUUCCCUUGCCGGUGGUAUCCAAGAACAUGA
Molecule: messenger RNA, 531 nt
Organism: Lactuca saligna
Lineage: Eukaryota; Viridiplantae; Streptophyta; Magnoliopsida; Asterales; Asteraceae
Source: the annotation of a GenBank genome assembly